AUGGCAUACCAGAACAACAACAACAGCAGCUGGAUCAGAUGGUUCCUCGGGAUCAACGAGUUCCUCUGCCGCGUACCCAUCGACUACAUUCAGGAGACGUUCAACCAGAUGGGCCUGGAGUACUUCACCGAGACACUGCAAGUGAUCCUGAAUCCGGUGUUCGACAGUUCCUUGGAUUGUGUCUUCGGCGAUGAGGAGAAGUGGUACGGCAUGAUCCACGCCCGAUACAUCAUGUCGGAGCGAGGCGUGGAUGAUAUGCGCCAAAAGUAUGAGAGAGGCGACUUCGAAGUGUGUCCAAAGCUCUCCUGUAGGCAGAAAGCCCUUCCUGUGGGCCCCAGCGACGUGUGGGUCAAGUCCAACGUGAAUAUCUUCUGCCCUCGCUGUAACGAUACACAGCUGGACGGAGCAAUGUUCGGGACCAGCUUCUUGCACAACUUCUUCGAGCAGCGGCUGAACUUGAGACCCCAGCCGCCCCUGGACGUCCCCCGUCUAUUUGGCUUCCGGUUUUUACGAGACGGCCUUGAUGAAGCUCGAAUCGCCCGAGUCCUCUCCCAAGAAUAUCAGAUCCUCGGUCAACAAGUCCCAAUGAAUGAUCUGAAUGUUUAA
Drosophila sechellia is the source of this 606-nucleotide messenger RNA. RefSeq names its product stellate orphon protein at 12D. The coding region runs from base 1 to 606 and encodes 201 amino acids. Gene Ontology annotation, molecular function: protein kinase regulator activity. The record is from RefSeq and is a predicted model, not a curated record. The transcript is spliced from 3 exons. Lineage: Eukaryota; Metazoa; Arthropoda; Insecta; Diptera; Drosophilidae. Gene Ontology annotation, cellular component: protein kinase CK2 complex; cytoplasm.